This is a messenger RNA of Canis lupus familiaris (dog), 585 nucleotides long. Its product is annotated as 5'-AMP-activated protein kinase subunit gamma-2-like. The transcript is spliced from 3 exons. Lineage: Eukaryota; Metazoa; Chordata; Mammalia; Carnivora; Canidae. The record is from RefSeq and is a predicted model, not a curated record. The annotation marks the transcript as partial.
CACUUUCUGAUUUCCUCCUCAGCUUCGGGUCUCUCAUCCUCUCCAUCGACACCCACCCAGGUGGCCAAGCAACACACCUUUCCUCUCGAAUCCUACAAGCAUGAGCCUGAGCGACUGGAAAAUCGCAUCUAUGCCUCCUCUUCCCCUCCGGACACAGGCCAGAGGUAUUGCCCGUCCUCCUUCCAGAGCGCAGCCAGGCCUCCAUCGGCAUCGCCCACACACUAUGCUUCCCCCAGAACCGCGGCGCUGGCGGCGGCCCCGGGACCCGCGGAAGCCGGCAUGCUGGAGAAAUUCGAGUUGGAAGAAGAAGAGUAUUGAUAGAAUGAAGCUCCUGGAACAAAGAAUUUGCCAUGUGGAUGCUGUGCCCUGUGCCAACUUUACUUUAAUCCUUGCGUUCACUUACAGUCAGGCAAUCACUUAAAUAUGCAUACACAGCCGAUAUGAGAAUGUUAACCAGACGGUAUUAGGCCAGUACCUGCAUUUAUUUUGUUUUACAUUUCCUGCAGCACUUCACAAACAUGUUAGCUAGAAGAUAAUGCAUGUGAAGUAAUUAUCAUUAAAAGUCUGCAUCUGUAUUUAUUAUUA